Molecule: messenger RNA, 2491 nt
Organism: Ectocarpus sp. CCAP 1310/34
Lineage: Eukaryota; Phaeophyceae; Ectocarpales; Ectocarpaceae
Source: the annotation of a GenBank genome assembly
UUGCAGUAGUGGACCAGUACACAUACCUCGGAGUAGGUAUCGCAAAAGACUGCUCGUGGAAUGCACACAUGUCCAAGGUAGCGGAAAAGGGCAAAGCACGAGCAGGGAAGCUGCACCCAAUACUCGCAAACCGACACGUCGAUACACGCAUCAAAUUGACGGUUUUCAAGAGCGUCAUCGUACCGCCGCUAGAGUACGCCGGAGAAUACGCCGGAGAAGUAUUGGAAGGAAAUAAGAAGGUAGUGAAAGAACUCGAGGCGACGCAGAGCAGCGGAGCGAAAAUCAUCCUAGGAUGCUCCAGGCGCACAAGUAAUGCAGCCGUGAGGGCAGAAUUGGGGAUCCAAUCCCUACGGUCGGGAAGAGACGCGAGGAAGCUGACCUGGCAGUAUCGCAUGUGCGGGAUGGGAGAGGAGAGGUUGCCGAGAAUUGUAUGGGAGGCGAAGUGGGCAAACAAAAAGAGGGGUAGACAACCCACGGAAUGGGUCAAGGUUGUAGAGGACGUAUGGAAGGGGCUCGACAUCGACGAAGAUGAAUCGCUGGAAACGGAGGGUCUACAAGGGUUCAAGGAGAAGAUAGCUGUUGCCUGUGCCGAGAGAGAAGAACAUAGUCUAAGGAAAGAAACCGAGGAUAAGGAGGGUCUAGACUAGAAGUAUACGGAAUGUUGAAGGAACAGGGUUCAAAGAUUACCUACAUGGACCAACGUAUGCAGGGACAAAGCUUAAGGUCAAAUUCAGGACCGGGGACAUGGGCCUUCGAGAACGUCGAAGAAGAUAAAGGACGGUAAACGACGAAGACGACAACUUUCAAAUGUGAUGGCGGCUUCGAAUGCGAAGGCCGUGUUCAUGUAGUCGCGUAAUGUCAGUGGUACAAGAAGGAGAGGGGAGUGAACAUGACUGAGCAGGGAAAAAAAGAAGGGACGUACAGGGAGAUGUUUGAGGCAUGGAGUAGAGAGGAAAGGACGGUAGCUGUACUGGGGAGUAGGAAGUGGUUUGAAAUGGCGGGAAGGGAUGUCGUUGGGAUUGACAGACUAGGGAAGACAUUUUUGAGCCACCUUUGGCAAAGUAGAAAGGAACGAUUGGCCAUCGGUGAUCGGUCCUGCGGGAACAAUGCUCCGUCCUCUCGAGGACGCGUGGUCAAUGGUCUAACCGCUAAGGCAUGCAAAACAUGAGAGUACGCCCCCCCGCCCCCCCCCCACCCCACCCCUUAAAAACUACCCCCGGCAAGCGAAUCACGCUCACGGUACAUACCGCGGAGCUCCUCGUCCCCUGACGCCCCCUAAUCCGGCGACUCGUCCCCCUUGAUACCCGGUUGGCUGGUGGCACUGCCCGUGUUUCCCUUAUGCAGCUGGUUAGAUGGAACGGUGCAACGGUGACAAUUGUAGGCAAGUGGGAGGUCGGAUAUACUUUCGAGACACACGUUGCGAGCGAGAGGCCUACAUAGGCAACGUGUCCCCUGCCCGGGUUCGCGAGGGUUUUGGGGGUCGAACCCACAACAUCAAUCUUCAUCUCUAGGUCGCGGCGAAAACAUGACGUAAGAAGGGAAGACCUCAAUCUUCAUCACUAGGUCGCGGCGAAAACAUGACGUAAGAAGGGAAGUCCGACCUACUCGAAAGAAAGAGACGAUAUAUGACAAAAACAAGGAACAAGCUCACCUUUUGCACUCGCACCACGCUUUUGUGGCACUCGCAGCACUUCUGUUGGAGAUCCUUGUUGAACCCCUGGUAGCAACGCGCCCUGCACGCCCAUGGAGGGCACCUAUCCUCCAGGCAGAGUCUUUUCCUGGUUUCCGUAUGAAGGCAAUCUACCAAACGCGGAGCACAGGCGGUUUAGUGUGGUCCUUGUCCGCGCACGUCUGCCAACUCCUAUGCCACCGCUGGCAUUAGGGGCACCAACUCCCGUUCCUGGUGAGGGUUGCACACCGCCUCUCCCGCGGCCGCUCGCUCCUGCAGCGGGACCAGCCCCCCCUACUUGACUACCGCUCCGCCCAGGACGUUGGCCGCCGAUGCCGGCACCACUACCUCUACCACCGCUUAGAGUGAGCGCAGGUCUGCCGCCUCCUCUGCCGCCGCUGGCGUAAAGGGUACCAACUCCCGUUCCUGGUGAGGGUUGCACACCGCGCCGCACAGCGACUCGGCCGUCGACACCACCCCUCCCGCGGCCGCUCACUGCAGCAGCGGCACCAGCCCCCCCUACUUGGCUACCGCCCCACCCAAGAACGUGACCGCCGACGCUGACGCUGACACCACUGCCUCUACCACCGCUCAGAGCGCUCAUAGCAGACCCACUUUCUUGGAUACCACCCCCCACAGGACCUGGACCCCAAGCUGCGCAAGAUAGAGCAAGUAGCAUGUCCUGCUGCAUGAGUCCCACACCGCUCGCUGUUGUUCUUGGAGCAGGCAGAGGAGGUGCUGAUGUUUCACUGGAAACUGCCUGCUGUACUAAACUGGCAGUGCUAGACAGUUCAGCGCUACGGUGGUUGACCUUCCCUACUU